Molecule: messenger RNA, 900 nt
Organism: Cyprinodon tularosa
Lineage: Eukaryota; Metazoa; Chordata; Actinopteri; Cyprinodontiformes; Cyprinodontidae
Product: myelin-oligodendrocyte glycoprotein-like
Exons: 4
Coding region: 25-630 (201 amino acids)
Source: RefSeq, a predicted model, not a curated record
GUUGGCCAGCCUCGUUGUCUCCUGAUGGUCAGUGUUCAGACUAUAACUAACUCCAGCAGUAUGAACAUGGAUAAAAUACUGCUGAGCUUCCCUUUGUUUUUAUUUGUUCCCUUUUCCUCUCCAACUCCAGCUCAGGGUCAUUAUAAGGUGACAAGCUCCCAUCAGCCAAUUGUUGCUGCUCCAGGUGAAAACGUCACCCUCCUGUGCCAGGUGGAGCCUCGGUUUGACAUGGUGGACAUGACAGUGGAGUGGUCAAAGCCUAAAGGAAAUGGAUAUGUGCAUCUUUACAGAGACAACCGUGAGGUUCCAGACAUGAAGAUCUUAUCCUAUAAGGGCAGGACGGCGCUGUUGACUGACAGCCUAAGAAAUGGCGACAUAGCACUCACCAUCACCAAUGUGACGGCUGCAGAUGAGGGCCAAUACAAAUGCUUCAUACCAAAGUUAAAUGGACAGAUCAAAUCUUCUAUUGUUCACCUUGUUAUUGAUAUAAACCCAUCUAAAAAAGUUACCACAGAGAUACCAAUAAGUCUUCCUAGAACAGGACCAGAUGAUCUUCACGGUGGUGCUUCCAGUCCCAACAGAUUUACCCCACUUCUGCUUUUCUGGAUUUUGCUGAUCUUCAGUGCUUGAAUCGCAGGAUACUUACUCGUUAUGUUCAGGUGCAUGUGUUAUGUUCAAAUAAUUAAAAAUAGUAAAAUGUAUAUAUUUUUCGGUAUUAGUAAUGGAAAGAUAAAGUUGAAAUUAGGACGUGUAAGAUCCCUCUGUACAAAUUAAAUGUUGAAAACUGGGAUUAAUAAGAAAGAGGUUCAGAUAGUGCAGAUUAAAGCUAAAGCACUGAUUAAAUCUAAAGCACUGAUUAUUAUUUUUUUAUUAUUAUAAAAUUAUAAUAAAAAAAACUAA